Mercenaria mercenaria is the source of this 4839-nucleotide messenger RNA. RefSeq names its product TM2 domain-containing protein 3-like. The record is from RefSeq and is a predicted model, not a curated record. Bases 34 to 822 code for a protein of 262 amino acids. NCBI's taxonomy places the organism in Eukaryota, Metazoa, Mollusca, Bivalvia, Venerida, Veneridae. The transcript has 5 exons.
GGAUAUUAACCCGGAAGUGAUGGAUUAGUAGCGAUGGAAUUUUGCAGAAAUUUGUCAAAAUGUUCUUUCUGCGUUCAUAUUAUCUUAACUUUGUGCUUUAUUUCAAUAAACUUUAAAGGUUCUUCCUCUAGUACAGCUUCAGUAGGGAAAAGCCCUGCUAUAUCAAGCGUCACCCCAAGUCUAACUGACAGUAACACAACAAGUGCUAACACUAAUGUCACAACAACAACAGCUCCAGUGAAGUCCACUACCAGGGAUUUCUCCUACCUAGAUCAUUGUCCAGACAAUGCACCUUGUGAGAAUCUAGGUGCUUCUUGCAUCACAUGUAAACUGAACUACUACUGUGUGUAUGGGAAAACUGAAACUGUGGAUUGCACUGUCAAACAGAAUAUCACAUGUUUGGGAAGCCGGGUUUUCAAAAGACCUUAUUAUUGUCGCUAUGGUUACCAGCUCGAUGCAGAUAAGAUAUUUUGUGACACAGCACUGGCAAGCAAGUGUCUGAUGAAACAAGCACCACCAGAGACUUUCAUUGCACAUUGUAUGGUUAAAGAGGAAUUUUUAUGUCUAGGAAACAGAACAUUCUACAAGAAGUUUCCAUGUAACUGGACUAGUGGCUUUAAAUGGUCAACAGCUUUAGCUCUAAGCAUAACUUUAGGAGGGUUUGGUGUUGACCGAUUCUAUAUAGGACUAUGGAGGUCUGGUAUUGGAAAACUCUUCAGUUUUGGAGGUCUAGGAGUGUGGACUAUCGUAGACGUGGUGCUGAUCGCAGUUGGAUAUGUGGGGCCUCAUGAUGACUCCUUAUACAUUUAUCCAUGGAACUGAGCUUCAGCCAUUUUUCUAUUGUUUAGAAAUCCAGUUCAGUCAUCUGAUUGGUUGCUUCUGAACACAUGCUUGUAACUGACCAAUGGCAUGGCAGCAUUCUGAGCAAGGUUGCAUUCUGACCUUUGACCCUAGAACAAAGACAGUAUGAAGCAGUUGUGCAAUAUCUUGUAUUGCUGGUACUCUCGCGCGUUAAAUGUGAUAAAACAGAUCUCAUAAUCAUAUAUACUGCAUUGUUUGUGACUGUGAUUCAAGAUGCCAGUUGGACUGAAUGAUAAUGAAUGUGCUGUGUACUUGAAAUCAUACCUCACAGGAUUUCAAGCUGUGUUUGUUUCGAGUAAAUGUAAAUAUGGGAGUUGUUACUAGUCAUGCAAGAAACCAAGCCUCAUGUUCAAGAAACAUUUUCAGUCUCAGUUGAGUUUGAUAAUGAGACUUUAUUUUUCAUUUAUAUCUAAACUGCAUGUUUAAACUUACUGGUAAAUAUUAAGUAAAUGACUAUUUUCAAGUGAUUAGUAGGAAAACAGUAAUUAAAAUAUUUUGAAGACUGAAGCUAGAAGUGCAUUUGAUUUAUCUGAAACUGAAUUCAGAUUCCAAACCAUGUUUCUGAUGAAUGUAAUGAAUUCAUGAUAUUGAACCAUUCUGAUCACCACUUGAUUACAAUUCCAAAAUUAGUCAAAUGCAAAAAAAUGCAUUACUGUAAAAUCAUUAAAUUUCGUGGGCAUGCAUUUUCGUGGUUUUGGUCAAAACGGCAAUUUCGUGGGGAUAUGAAUUUGUGGAUUUCAACUUUUGAACAUAAAAUGAAUGGGAAUUUUACUUGUUCGUUGGAAUUAAAUUUCGUGGAUUGACUCAACCACGAAAUCCACGAAAAUUAGUCCCCCACGAAUAUUAAUGAUUUCACAGUACUUUGUCUAAAACAUUUACAGAAGUCAUCCAGACUGAACUGCGGAGCAAUUAUUUCAAUGAGUUAUUGUGUCUAUUUGUAUAUGAUUUCAUUGACAGUCAACAUUCAAUAUAUGUUCCAUGUUUCAGGUAUGAAGAUGAAUUUGUAUUUAACCAUGUCUUCUGAGUCCUGACUUAGAUUUAUUUAAAUGUCUUGAACUUAAGGAAAGUAAAAGCAGCUACAGUAACCACAGCAUAUUUCAGGUUUGCAGCUGAUUAAAUUCAGAACAUAAGAAUCACAGUGCUUUUAAAUAGGUACAUUUAAGUGCUGUCAGAAUCCAUAUUCUGUUAUAGUUAAAUCAGAUGCAUCCUGGAUCCACAUUUUGUAUGUUAUCAACUUACAACAUAUUCAGCUUAUCAGAGCUGAACACUAGAUGUGAGCUAUUUGUGUAUAUAGGUACUCUGGCAUUAAUCAUCAAUAUUAUUCAUUGAACAACUUCCUCUCAUGAACCACAUGAUAGAUCUCAGUCAAUUUUUAUUCCAAUGGUUUCUUGCUACUGCAUUCUGGGACAACUGAGCUAAAAAAUACAACAGCAGAAAAAGAACUUUUACAUGUAUUCCUUCUCAUAAAUUGAUUUCAAGAAACUGGGUGGCUAGCAUCCUCAGUUCUCUCAGGUUCCACACUUAGGAUACCAAAGUCAGAAAUUAAAAAAGAAAAAAGCGUUAAAGCAACUUUUUCUUAUGAACUGCUUGAUGGUAGUAGCUGUAAAAUCAAGUUACAUGUCUGGAGUGUGAAAUACAUGACAUGUUGUGCUGCUGAUCCUUGAAAAUGCUCUAUUUACAUCAAAAGAGUUGCUCAUCCAAAAAAGUUUGAAGCAACAGGUGUUAAAUUGGUCAUUAUGCCACCAGAUGAAAAUGUCGACUUCAUACCCUGUUUGUUUGUUAGGUUUUUUUUAAUCUAUAUGGUAUUGUCAUCAUUAGGUCAUUGGUGUCUUUAAUGGUUAAUAUUUUUAGGGCUAAUUUUUCUUGAAAACUGUAUGAAUUUAACUUUGGAACAUUGUACACCUGUUUGUUAUCAUUAGAUUAGUAGGUAGGUCAAGAACCAUAACUCUCUCAUGUGUUUUGUGAGAAUUAUGGUCCUUUUAAACUUAGAAAAUUGAUAUUUUUCAGUUAAAGUCUUUGUUUACUCCAUGUUUUAGCUCAUUGGAGCAUGAUCUGCUCAUGGUUAGCUUUUAGAAUCAUUGGAUGUCUGCUCCUAAACCACCAAGCCAUUUUCAUCAAAAAACAGGAAUGUUCCUUUGGUGGUCCCUUUUAAGAUUUCUUCAAAUGUAGGUUGGUCAUCCAUGCGGAAUUUUUGUUGCAUGGCAACUGAAAGGAAAAACUUAUAUCAUUUUAGCUCACCUGAGCAAUGCUCAGGGUGAGAUAUAUUGUGAUCACACUGUGUCUGUCGUGUGUCCGUUCAUCCGUCCGUCGUCAACAAUUGUGUUUAAAAGACAUCUCCUCCAAAACCAAUGAAGGGACUUUGAUGGAACUUGGCAUGGAUGUUCCUUGGAUGGUCCUCUACCAAAAUUGUUGCAACGGUUCUGUUUGGUUGCACGUAGGGGCUGCCAGAGCUAAAAAUAGAAAAAUCUUCAAACAACAUCUCCUCCUAAACCAAUGGUCCGAUCUUGAAAUAAUUUCACACAAAUGGUCCUUACGUCACCCUCUACCAAGAUUGUUUAAAUUGUACCAAUUUGUCAAAAAACGUGGCCGUCAGGGGGCAUGGUCACUUUUCCCUGUAUAUAUAUAUAUAGUGGAAACUUUAAAAAUCUUCUUGUGUGAAACUGCUGGCCUGAUUUUAGAAUAAUUUCACACAAUUGGUCCUUGUGUGACCCUUGACCAAGAUUGUUCAGCUUAUACCAAUUCGUCAAAAUACAUGGCCGCCAGAGGGCGUGGUAACUUUUCCCUAUAUGUAUAUAGAGGAAACUUUAAAAAUCUUCCUGUGUGAAACUGCUAGGCCGAUUUUAAAAUAAUUUUACACAAAUGGUUCUUGUGUGACCUUCUACAAAUAGUGUUCAAAUUUUUCUGAUUCAUCAUAAAACACCAGAGGGCGUGGUCACUUUUCAUCAACAAUUUCUUUAAACAGUAUCUCCUCCAAAACCACUGAAUGGAUUUUGAUGAAACUUCACACAAAUGAUCUCUUGGUAGCCCUCUUUGAAAAUUGUUCAAAUGGUUCCGGUUCAUUGAACAUAAGGGUCUUUUUUAUUAAAACUAGGUUUUUAGCUAUCUCACUUCAAAAAUCUUUUUAUCUAGAGCUUUGAUAUUUGGCAUGUGAUAUAAGGAUUUGACUCUCUACCAUACUUGUCCGAAUUAUUACCCUAAGGUAAAAAAAAUGGCCAUGAUUGUGUGUCUGACAUGUACUUACUAUAGGCUUUAUUAAGAAACAUUGAAAAUCUUCUGCUCUUAAUCAAUACUAGCUAGAGCCUUGAUAUUUUGCGUGUAAUAUCAGAUUUGUAAUUUCUCUCGUAAGUAUUCAAAUUAUUGCCCUAGGUUCAAAAAUGUGUGUGACAUGUAUAUAAUAUAGACUAACAUAGAAGAAACCUUACUCUGUCCUUUUACAGACACACUUUAUGCCUUGUACACAGGUGAGCGCUUUAGGGUCAGUGACCCUCUUGUUAAUAAAUACCUUCUCAAAAACUGCUGUCCCAUUUUUCAAAAUUCAUAUAAAUGUUUCUCAGGUGAUCCUCUCAGCUGAAUGAAAACUAGUUUAGACUUACAAAAUGUAAGUUGUUUGUCUCAGGGAAUUUUGCCAUUUUUGCAUAGGGAGAAUCUUGGUUGAAUUAUUGAUUAUAUGUGUUAUUUGAAAAUAUUGAAAAAAAAAACCUGGAGCUUUUGUACAAAUGAAUUAAACUCUUUUGAGAUAGCUGUGAAACAUGUAUAAUGUAUGCUUUCAUGUACGAGGGCAAGGAUGCAUUGAUAUGAUUUCUGUGUUGUUUGUUAAGCAAGUGAUAUGUUUAGUUGAUGUUGAUUUGUAACUUAAUUAAUUACCUACUGUGAAUGUAAAGUGUGAAAACAAAGACUUCUUGUUCUUCUUUUCAGUUUAUACAAUUCAGAAAGAAAGUGAAUGACUAUACAAUAAAUCUUGAAAAAAAAGGUUCAUAA